Messenger RNA from Staurois parvus, 542 nucleotides. The record is from the annotation of a GenBank genome assembly. Lineage: Eukaryota; Metazoa; Chordata; Amphibia; Anura; Ranidae.
UGGUGUCCAUGGAGUCCAGCCAAUCACUAUAUCUGGUCUCCCCGGACCCUGCAUUCACUAUAUCCGGUCUCCCCGGACCCUGCAUUCACUAUAUCUGGUCUCCCCGGACCCUGCAUUCACUAUAUCUGGUCUCCCAGGACCCUGCAUUCACUAUAUCCGGUCUCCCCGGACCCUGCAUUCACUAUAUCCGGUCUCCCCGGACCCUGCAUUCACUAUAUCUGGUCUCCCUGGACCCUGCAUUCACUAUAUCUGGUCUCCCCGGACCCAGCAUUCACUAUAUCCGGUCUCCCCGGACCCUGCAUUCACUAUAUCCGGUCUCCCCGGACCCUGCAUUCACUAUAUCUGGUCUCCCAGGACCCUGCAUUCACUAUAUCCGGUCUCCCCGGACCCUGCAUUCACUAUAUCCGGUCUCCCUGGACCCUGCAUUCACUAUAUCUGGUCUCCCCGGACCCUGCAUUCACUAUAUCUGGUCUCCCCGGACCCAGCAUUCAUUAUAUCCGGUCUCCCUGGACCCUGCAUUCACUAUAUCCGGUCCUCCUGGA